Messenger RNA from Gryllus bimaculatus (two-spotted cricket), 2603 nucleotides. The record is from the annotation of a GenBank genome assembly. Lineage: Eukaryota; Metazoa; Arthropoda; Insecta; Orthoptera; Gryllidae.
AAGGCGCCGUUCUGUCGCCACAGUGACGUCACUAUGGAGACGUUCAAGCUCCCGAUUGGAUGAAACCAUGAACCGAUUUACGUCAAGUGUUUAGUUAAAUAAAUGCAAGUAUACGAGUCUGAUCGAGACUCUACAAGACUAGGCGAAUAAUAGGCUUUUCCUGGACGUAUAAGCCACCAGGUCGUGAACUGUGUCAGCUGAUAAUUUGCCAAUAAUUUCGUGUAAAUUAUUGUGUAUAUUUCAGAUAAAUGAUGGACGAUAAAGAUUCAUGGCAAACGAGUGAUGAGUAAGGAAUAGUAUGUAAAUUGUAUGUACAUGUAGAUUGAGCUGUCUCAAAUGAUUCUUAUCCGUAAAAUUAAAAUUUUGUAAAUAUAAAAUACAUGUCUAUCCAGUUAACCAGAAUGACAAUUCCUGGGGAUGAAGUCUUACCUCAAAUCAUGACGACCGAAAACACAAAAGAAUGGGUAUGGGAUCCUGAAGAGACAACAAGUGCCACUGUCCUUAAACGUGGCAAUCAAGAAGUAUGUUUCCAUCCUAGUUACAGUUCUGGUACAGCUGCUGUACGUGGUAAUAUGCCACUUACUCCAGGGCGAGAUUAUUUUUGGGAAAUUGAAAUGCUUACUCCAUUGUAUGGUACUGAUGUGAUGGUUGGAGUGGGAACUAAGAAAGCAGAUUUAAAAAAAUAUCAGUUUCAGUUUGGUAGUUUAUUGGGCUCAGAUGAAGAAUCAUGGGGUUAUUCUUAUAGUGGAAAUCUAGCUCAUAAUGGAAUAUUGAGAUCGUAUGGCUCAAGAUUUUGUCAAGGUCACACUGUUGGUGUAGCAUUUAUGUCUUUGAAGGCUCAUAUACUUUACCCCAUGGUCUGCUCUACUGCUGCUCGAUCGGCCAUGCGCAUAGUUUGUUCGUAUUCUUGCGCAUCAUCAUUGCAGCUCUCUUGCCUGAAAGCAUUAGGAAGCAAUGAACCCUUGGUCAGGAAAGUGAAAGCAAUUCCUGGUCUUCGCGUGCUUGCAGAAAGUGCUUUCUGGCAGUUCUUCCCACGUUCCAGUCCGUUCAGUAGAGGUGAAGCAGUGAAUCAUCUAUGUAAUCAAGAGGGCCACAUGGAUGAUGAAGUUGAAUUAGAUUAUUCUCAUUCAAUGUGUUCAGGUGAGUUUUAUCAGUCGGUUCCGAUUUCAGUUGAUAGAAGGCAGCCUUCGAAAAGAGCCAGCGAUAGCACGGAAGCUUGUUAUGAACUCCGGAGACAAUUCUGUGUGCAAUGUCGAAGACCUGAAAACACAAAUGAUCAGUCUAGCGGUGAUGAGGCGAGUAGCUCAAAACGAAUGUGCUUUCUUUGUGAUAUACUUUUUUAAAAAUAUCAAAAAACAGUGCAAUUGUGAAGUUAUAACAAACAGACUAGCAUUUGAUUAAUGAUGCUAGUAAGUCUGGGAAAUGUGAAAAAGAAAUUAUCGAAAAUUUAAGUGCUACAUUUUAAAAAAUUAAUAAUAAUAUUGUUAUAGCGUAAUGUACUUUUAGUAUGUUUGAAAUAAGCCAUAUUUUUAUAUGAAGCUGUUUGUAGUAAGUUUCACUUUCUCCGUAUUGAAGGUGGGGACCUGAUGGAAUGGUUAGGUACGCCCAUGCCCAACAGACUGCAUUCAGACUAUCAUGAAAUUGUUAAUAGAGUUGAGCGUACCAUUGAGUCAUUUUUGGACAAUAAUUGAGUUGUACCCAAGUGAUUUCUGAUACCAUGUGCAUAGUGAAUGAAUAAAAAUGGAGAGAGAAAAGAAAAAAACUGUAGUUUGGUUUCUCACUUGAAGGUGACAUCUUUCAGACAUUACAAUUGUUCAUUCAGGAAUGAGUUGCUUAUCUUUUGACAUUAAUGCUGUAACCUGUGAUAUUAAAAACAUGCACUGUUAUUUUGUAGUCAGGUAUUGUUUAAUGUAUUUUGCCAAAAUGAAUUAUAUAAAUCAAUUAUUUUAGAUUUGUUUUUAUCAAAGGAUGUUUCCUUUCAUGUUUAAAUUGUUAGUAAUUUUGAUGUUCAAGUAUGCAGGUCAUAAAUUAGAUUGUUAUUUGCAUACCAAUUUUAAAAUUCCAUAAGUUUGAAUUUUAAAAAAAUUUCAAGUAAUUGGUUUACAGGACACUCCUUUAAAUUAAAUUUUAAAAAAAUUGUCCAAUGAUUCAACUGUAAACUCACAUUCAGAAGUAAUAUGAAAUAGCAAACGUGUGCCAUAAAUGGAGGUCAUAAAAUAUGGAAUUAAUAUUUCAGGCAUUGAUAUCCCCCUACAAUUUGCUCCUGUGUUAAGGUGUUGAAAUGUUGACCGUGUAAUCUGGUUGUGUUGUUCUGGCCUCCAAUUGAUAUCUAAUGAAUAAUAGAUUGUCUUUAAUUUGUGGCCUACAUAUUUGACUCCUACAUUCCUCCCAUCAUCCAACAAUAUAAGGAAAAAAAAAAAAAAUCUUCAUUCCUGCAUUUCACCACAGUAUGUUACAUAAACAUUUGUUGCUGAUUAAAUGAUUAUCAAACUAACAAACUAUUGAAAUUCUUUAUGUUAAACAUUUUCACACUGUUUGUGGCCCAUUUUUACUUUCUUGAUUUAUUACGUAUCAAGUAAAGAGAAAGUAUUGUAAAAAGGCAG